Messenger RNA from Gossypium raimondii (Peruvian cotton), 1890 nucleotides. RefSeq lists its product as hypothetical. Lineage: Eukaryota; Viridiplantae; Streptophyta; Magnoliopsida; Malvales; Malvaceae. Gene Ontology annotation, biological process: protein ubiquitination. The transcript is spliced from 12 exons. The coding region runs from base 166 to 1575 and encodes 469 amino acids. Gene Ontology annotation, cellular component: Cul4A-RING E3 ubiquitin ligase complex; membrane. The record is from RefSeq and is a predicted model, not a curated record.
CUAUAGGAGUGAACUCACUAUUUCUUCGAUUUGAAUGCUACUGAAUUGAUAGCAAAGAGGAAACAGGAAGAGAAUUGAUUAAGCUUCAAGCCUGUAAAAGUUUUUUUCUUUUGUCAUAGAAUCUCUCUCCCUCUUUGCUAAUAUAAUUCAGGGCAUUAGCCAAAAAUGGGUGGCAUUCAGGUAAACCUGAGAGGCUUGGCAAUGGUAGCAUGGAUUCUCUUUCUGGUUCUUGUUAUGAGCGAUGUGGGCAUUGCUGAGAGACAACUGAAGCACAAAAGGAACCAAGAAAACGAGGAAACACAGGGACUUUUUGUUAGAGUUGCCAACUUCCUCUGGCAAGAUGGGAAGUCUGCCUAUGAACCCGUCUGGCCGGAGAUGAAGUUUGGUUGGAAAAUAGUUGUAGGAUCAAUUGUUGGAUUCCUUGGUGCAGCGUUGGGUAGUGUCGGUGGCGUUGGCGGUGGUGGGAUUUUCGUUCCAAUGCUCAGUCUCAUAAUAGGUUUUGACCCCAAGUCUUCCACAGCCAUUUCCAAGUGUAUGAUCAUGGGUGCAGCUGGAUCAACUGUAUACUAUAACCUGAGACUUAGGCACCCAACACUGGAAAUGCCUCUCAUAGAUUAUGACUUGGCAUUGUUAUUUCAGCCCAUGCUUAUGCUUGGAAUCAGCAUUGGAGUUGCCCUUAAUGUCAUGUUUGCUGAUUGGAUGGUCACGGUUCUGCUUAUCAUUCUCUUCAUUGGUACAUCAACGAAAGCCUUAUUCAAAGGUAUAGACACAUGGAAGAAAGAGACAAUGAUGAAAAAGGAAGCUGCCAAGGUGGAAUCAGAAGAGUCCAAACCAGCUGAUGGAGCUUCUCAAGAUUAUAAACCAUUACCUAGUGGCCCUGGCAACCAGACAGAAGAUGAAGUUCCCCUCCUACAAAACAUAUACUGGAAAGAGUUAUCGUCGCUCGUGUAUGUAUGGAUUGGUUUUCUUAUUGUGCAGAUCAUUAAGGAAUAUCUUCCAACUUGCUCAGUCAUGUACUGGAUUGUGACCUCCUUGCAGAUACCCAUUGCUGCCUCUGUGACAAUCUUUGAAGCCAUAUGCUUAUGCAAAGGAACCAGAGUGAUUGCAUCCAAAGGAAAGGAAAUCACAAACUGGAAGAUGCAUCAGAUUCUUCUUUACUGUUCCUGUGGCAUAAUAGCUGGUAUGGUAGGAGGGCUGCUAGGACUAGGAGGUGGCUUCAUCUUGGGUCCUUUAUUCCUCGAACUGGGGAUACCUCCACAGGUAGCUAGUGCAACAUCAACGUUUUCUAUGGUGUUUUCAUCUUCGAUGUCAGUUGUACAAUAUUAUCUUCUCGAUCGUUUCCCAGUCCCAUAUGCUGCUUAUUUUGUCCUAGUAGCAACAAUCGCUGCCAUUGCUGGCCAGCAUGUGGUCAGAAGGAUCAUUGCAGUCAUCGGAAGAGCAUCGAUAAUAAUCUUCAUACUAGCUUUGACAAUCUUUAUCAGCGCAAUCAGUUUAGGUGGAGUUGGAAUUGCUGAUAUGGUAAAAAAGCUAGCGAACAAAGAAUAUAUGGGAUUCGAGAACCUUUGCAAGGCUUGAGUUCUGUUUACCCCUAUUACAGGUCGAAUCUCUCAAGCAGAGAUCAGAUACAUCCAGAGUCAACUAUUUGGUCAAUUAUUUUCACUUGAAAGAUUCGGGUUUAUAUAUGUUGCUGAACAUUCAUUUCUGGUCCAUUGUUUGCAAAAACCUCUCCAGCUGAGCUUCUUUCUGUGUUUCCUUUUUUCAUCUUCCCAGGCAUCUUAUUUUACUAUGGUUCCUAGUUAAAUAGAAACUGUUUAUUAGACAAAUGUGUAAGAACUAAUAACCCUUUUGGCUGAAUAACAUAAGAUGUCAGAGCUUUCAAUCUUUGAUGAA